Molecule: messenger RNA, 4328 nt
Organism: Cololabis saira (Pacific saury)
Lineage: Eukaryota; Metazoa; Chordata; Actinopteri; Beloniformes; Belonidae
Product: insulin receptor substrate 2-like
Exons: 4
Coding region: 147-3194 (1015 amino acids)
Biological process (GO): insulin receptor signaling pathway
Cellular component (GO): cytosol; plasma membrane
Molecular function (GO): insulin receptor binding; phosphatidylinositol 3-kinase binding
Source: RefSeq, a predicted model, not a curated record
GUUUUUCUCCGGGACUGAUCAGUCUCCGGUCCCGCUCUCCGCGAUACACGCCGCCAACGGGUCACUUUCAGGGGUUUUUACCGUGACUUUUCUUUUCCUUUUUUAUUUUUAAGUGGAGUUUCCGAGCUUUGAGAGCAGCAACAGCAAUGGGGACCCCCGGGACCCCCGCCGACGGCGGCGUCCUGAAGUGCGGCUACCUGCGCAAGCAGAAGCACGGACACCGGCGCUUCUUCGUGCUGCGCGCCGCCACGGAGCGCGCCCCCGCGCGGCUCGAGUACUACGAGAGCGAGAAGAAGUGGCGGAGCAAGUCCCAGUCCCAGUCCCAGCAGUCCCAGUCCGGGUCCCAGUCCUCCUCCGCCGCGGGGCCGCGCCGCGCGCUCCCGCUGGACUCCUGCCUGUGCGUCAACAAGCGCGCCGACGCCAAGCACCGGCACCUGGUGGCGCUGUACACCAAGGACGAGUACUUCGCCGUGGCCGCGGACAGCGAGCCCGAGCAGGACAGCUGGUUCUCGGUGCUGACCGAGGCCGUGAACGAGGGGAAGAGCAGGGGCGCGCUGCCCGCCUGCACGUCCUCGCUGGUGGGCUUCGAGGAGGCGAGUGCCCCCCCGGCGGGGGCGAGCUCCAGCAGCUUCCGGGAGGUGUGGCAGGUGACCCUAAAGGGGCGUGGCCUGGGCGGCCAGAGGAACCUGGCCGGGGUGACCCGGCUCUGCCUGGCCAGCCGGACUCUCAGCUUCGUCAAGCUCAACUCCUCCACGGCGGCCGUCACCCUGCAGCUGCUCAACAUCCGCCGCUGCGGCCACUCGGACUCCUUCUUCUUCAUGGAGGUGGGGCGCUCGGCGGUGACGGGCCCCGGGGAGUUCUGGAUGCAGGCCGAGGACCUGGUGGUGGCGCAGAACAUCCACGAGACCAUCCUGGAGGCCAUGAGGGCCCUGAAGGAGCUGGCCGAGUUCCGGCCCCGGAGCAAGAGCCAGUCGGCCAGCACCAACCCCAUCUCGGUGCCCCAGCGCCGCCACCACCACCUGCACCAGCUCCCCCCCAGCCAGACGGGCCUGCCGCGGCGCUCCCGCACCGACAGCGCGGCGGCGUCUUUCGCGCCCGGCCGGGUCAGGACGGCCAGCGAGGGCGACGGCGGGGUGAGCCGGCCCGUGUCCCUGUCGGUGAGCGGGAGCCCCACCAGCCCCCCCCACGCGGGGCCGCCCCUCAGCCGCUCACACACCGUCAGCAGCGGCCGCACCUGCCGCCUGCUGGAGGCCAACCUGCAGCACAGCCGCUCCAUGCCCGUGUCCCGGUCCCCCCCGGCCGGCUGCAGCCCCCUCAGCACGUCCCCCCGGGGGGGACCCGACCGGGCCGGCCGGCCCUUCAGCUGCAGCGCCUCCAUGUCCGGGUCCCUGGGCGACGCCGGCUUCCCGCUCUGUGACGAGUACGGCUCCAGCCCGGGGGAGCGGUGCCUGUCCCUGGCCCGCAGCGACACCCCCGACUCCCUGUCCAGCACGCCGCCGUCCCGGGACCACGGCGACCCCGCCGGCUACACCGUCAUGGAGGCCGGCUCGGCCCUGGACAAGCAUUACAGGAAGCGCACGCACUCCCUGACCACGCCGCGGCAGCAGCGGGUGGUGGCGCCGCUGUCCUCGGCCUCCCUGGACGAGUACACGCUCAUGAGGAUGGCCCGGGGCCACCAAGGCUCCGCCUCGCCGCGGGUCUGCUACCCCGAGGACUACGGGGACGUGGAGAUCGGCUCGUCCCGGAGCUCCAGCAGCAACCUGGCCGACGAAGGCUACAUGCCCAUGACGCCGGGCGUGGCGCCGCCCUCCGGGAGGGCAGACAACUACGUAGCCAUGAGCCCCUCGUGCGUGUCGGCCCCCAAGCAGAUCGUUAACCCCCGGGUGCACCCGCAGGCGGGCGGCGGCGGUUACAAGACCAGCUCCCCCUGCAGCAGCUCGCUGGAGGACGCCGGCUACAUGAGGAUGUGGUGCGGCAAGUCCUCCAUGGAGAGCCCCGACAGACAGGGGGACUACAUGAACAUGUCCCCUGGGAAAACCCCCCCUGACUGCUACCUGGGCCUCCUGGCCGGGGAGCCUGCCCCGGCCCGGGCGGCGUGCCCGGCCGGCCCCCCCACCAAACCUCAGACCGACGACAGCCAGUACGUGCUCAUGAGCCCCCAGAGCUCCCGGCAAAGGGGCGAGUCGGACUACUACGCAGUGAUGCAGCCGGGGGGGGGCCCGUCCUCACACCUGAGCCCCUCAGCCCCCGCCCCGGCCAGACACGCCCGGGCCGAGACCCUGUCCUACCGGGGGAGGCUGGGCCGGCCCAACCGGCUGUCCCUGGACACCUUGAAGACCCUCCCCAGCAUGACGGAGCACCCGCCCUCAGGGGAGCCCCGCAGCCCCGGCGAGUACAUCAACAUCGACUUCAGCAGGGCCUCGCCCCCCUCCCUGUCCACGGGGAGCCCGUCCUCGUCUCUAGGGUCUGCCGGGGGCCCGGUGAGGAUGUCCCUGUCGGAAUACAUUAACCUGGAGUUGGGUGCACGCUCGCCCAAGGGGGCCGGCCCCCCCGCCGAGCGCCUGGACCCCCUCCCAGAGUCCUGCUCCCGCCCUGAAGGGGGCGACGCCCCGGGCCUCAGCGACGACUACACGGAGAUGACGUUUGGCAUGACCAGCUCGCCGCCACAGCUCGUCCCUCACAACACAACCAGCAGCCCCAGCACCAGGGAAAGGCCGGCUCCUCUGGAGGACCCGGGCGUCCCCCCACCCAUCGGGGUGUUCCGACUCGGCGCCUCCUCCUCCCCCACGGUGGACCCGGACUGCUCGGCCAAGGUGAUCAGGGCCAACCCGCAGGGCCGGCGGCGCCACAGCUCGGAGACCUUCUCCUCCACCGCCACGGUGACGCCGGUCUUCCCCUCGUUCGCCCGCGGCGAGGCGGUCCGGAGGCCCAGCUCGGUGGAGAACAUCUCGUCCCGGAGCAGCGAGGGCUCGGACGAGGAGUACGGCAGCCCGCUGAGCCGGCAGCCCCCCCUGGGCUACGCCGGCGGCCUGAACUACAUCGCCUUGAACCUGCUGGAGAACCGGGAGGUGGAGAAGUGCGGAGACCUGGUGGGCUUCAAACCCGCCAGCAGCUGCAAGGGCGGCAUCAACGGAUUACACCAGCCCUACGUCUGCCUGGGCUUCAAGGAGGCUGCCACCACCGCCAAAGACUGAAGAACUGAUCUGUUCUCCAGCUCGGCGUCCUCACUGACCUGCUGCUGCGAAAAAGUAUAAAAACAAAAAAACACUUGGCCCCGCCGCCGGGGCCUGUGGCCCGAAAAGACUGUCUGGACUGUCAGCAUCGCAAAUGCUCACACACGCACACACUCCCACACACUCCCACACACACUCGCACACACAGGAAAUAUGCUGGUCACCAUCUAUGCAUGGAGUGGAUUUGCUAAAGGCAGGACGUGUGUUUGAGUGUGUGUUUCUGUGUGUGAGUGUGUGUGCUGGUACGUCUCACGUUUCCUGCACUUUGAGAGGCCAUUUCUCCUGUGACCUAAAUUCUGGCACAAGCACAGAAGCAGAGAUACAGACAAUAACAGAGCUCUAAUGGUACCCAGAUACUAUUUAUUUACUUGAGGGAGGGUUCACGUCCGUGCGAGUGUGUGUUUCUGAGACAAAGUCCAAUAACUAGUACGCCAGUGAACAAUGAAAUCUGCUCAGUGGCCUAGGGACGCAAGAUACCGAGGUAUAUAUAUAUAUAUAUAUAUAUAUAUAUAUAUAUAUAUAUAUAUAAAAUAUUUUACAAUAGAUAUGUUAUUUAUUUUGGGAUGCUGAAUGUCUGAUGAGACCGACCCGAUGCCUUAAUCUGUAUACUGUCCUUAUGUUUUCUAUAAAAGAAGAGGUAAAUAUUUACUACAGUAUGUUUGUUCGGGGCUACAUCUCUAUAUAGUUAUUCUCUUGUGGAAAGAAAAAUGUCUAGUUUACCAUUUUAAAAUAUUUUAUUUUAGAAAUGUAGAAAAAAGUGGCUCUAUGUGAGAUCUGAUUUAUUCUAUUAAUGUUAAAGUAUUUUCUUAAUGAUUUCCUAUCCAGUCUAACCCUUUUAUUUUUGUCCAGUUCAAAGCUUUAGACUCACAAAGAUAUAUUUCUAAAUGUCGAUUUUAGCGUUAUGCAUGUGUAGUUUUUUGGAAACACGUACCCUACGAAGCGGGCGCGGUACCUCCCACAGUUCCUCAGCCGUCGAGCCACAAGACCUCACACACUCCUACCUUCAAACCUGCGGCCCGCCGAGCUAGCGGCGGCCGUCGCGCUGGGAUAUCGCUUGACUGUACACCUGUCUUGGGGGGGUGGGGCCAACAGAAC